CUCAUGUUCAGAUGAGAUACGUAGGCACGAGAUGCGAUGUCUUGCCGAGUUUGACUAACGACUAACACUAAUUCUUUUCUCUCGCCCUCGUUGCGAUUGAGACCUCCCCUUUCUCUUGCCCUAGUUGCAAUCGAGACCCUUCUUCUUCCUGUGUCUUGUUGUGUGCUUGGAAGCUGAUGUAAGUCCAUCGAGUGGCAUUCGGGUUCCAGUGUGCGUGUGUUUUGGUUCGGAUGCUGAUGUAAGCCCAGUGAUUGGCAUUCAGGCUCCACGUUUGCCUCCUUGUGUGCGUUUUGGUUCGGAUGCUGAUGUAAGCCCAGUGAUUGGCAUUCAGGCUCCAUGUUUGCCUUUGCCUGUGGUUGUUUGUGUGCGUGUUAGCCGAGCUACGAAUGCUCUGAUUCUCCUUCGUCCAAAGGAGAUACGUAUGCAUAGGAUGCGACAUCCUAGCGAGCAUGUGCCGUUUCCCCAGUCGAACUACUUAGACUCUGAUGUCUAUGCUUGAUAGACUAAGUAGGCCCAGGAUGCGAUAUCCUGCCGAGUCAGUUUCCGUCUUGUCUGUUUCCUGUGUCUCCUUCAGCCUGUAUAGAUGUUUAUUUGAGCAGUGUUUUUAGAAACCAUUUUCCCUUCCUAUUGUGCGUGGAUCCCGUCGAGUACGACGGAUGCGUAGGGGUGCUAAUACCUUCCCUUCGCAUAACCGACUCCCGAUCCCAUUCUCUUUGGUCGCGAGACCAUGUCUUUUCCAGGUUUACUCUGAGCGUUUCCUUUCCCUCUUUUGGGAUAAAUAACGCACGGUGGCGGCUCUGUUGUUCUGUUUUCCCGCCGGUUUUUCGCGUAAUGCGACACAAUGCUAUGACUUGUAAGGCUACCACUCAGGAUCCCAAUGCACUUAAAAGAAAGAGAAAACCUAAAAAAGGACAUGUGCCAACUGCAACUGAUAUGCCAACUGCAAAUGAUAUGCCAACUGCAUCUGAUAUGCCUGCCCCAACUGCAACUGAUAUGACUGUUCCAACAAAUGUGCCUGUUCCAACUGAUCCACAGCCUCCAACUGAUAUGCCUGUUCCAACUAUUAUGAGUCAAACAGGAUCUAGUGUGGCUGCCUCAAUCACAAAACAAUCCAGAAAAAGGGUUGAAAAAAAACCUAUCAUCAAAAGAAGGCAAAGUGAGAGGAUCAAGUUGAGUUGGUUUAAAAGACCCAUAACAGGUGAAGGAAUAUCUAGUGACAAACCAAUUACCCUACCAGAAAAUGAAGACAUACCCACUUCAAAAUGAGGGACUGAUUAUUAUGUUUCUGCUAUGUAUUUUGUAAUCCUUUUGGAAAACUCUU
Messenger RNA from Lathyrus oleraceus (garden pea), 1321 nucleotides. RefSeq lists its product as uncharacterized. The transcript is spliced from 2 exons. The record is from RefSeq and is a predicted model, not a curated record. Lineage: Eukaryota; Viridiplantae; Streptophyta; Magnoliopsida; Fabales; Fabaceae. The coding region runs from base 832 to 1266 and encodes 144 amino acids.